AUGUGCAAACUUCACGGAGGAACCGAGGCCGAUGCCGCCGGAAUGGACAUCACGAAAGGCAGAGAGAUCUUGCCUGCCAACGUCGUUCCAACGCACUAUGACCUCACUGUUGAGCCGGACUUCAAGAAGUUUACCUAUGAAGGCACGGUCAUUGUCGACUUGGAUGUUGCCGAGGACUCUACUUCUAUUUCACUGAAUACUUUGGAACUUGAUAUUCAUAGCACGAAGAUUAUCUCCGGGUCACAAACUAUCAGCUCAUCCCCUAGUCUCUCUUAUGAUGAGUCCAGCCAAACCACGAAAAUCACAUUCGAGAACAGCCUUAAAAAGGGAUCCAAAGCACAGCUUGAGAUGAAGUUCACCGGCCAGCUCAAUGACAAGAUGGCUGGGUUUUACCGCUCAACCUACAAGAAUACCGACGGCAGCCAAGGAGUGCUAGCUACCACCCAGAUGGAACCUACCGAUGCUCGCCGAGCCUUCCCCUGCUUUGAUGAGCCCUCUCUAAAAGCCGAAUUCACAAUCAGCUUGAUUGCGGAUAAGAAACUUACAUGUCUAAGCAACAUGGACGUGGCCUCGGAGGCGGAUGUUCAGUCAGAGAUGAGUGGAACCACGAAGAAGAUUGUCAAAUUCAACAGGUCCCCACGCAUGUCCACCUAUCUGGUCGCAUUCAUUGUCGGUGAACUCAACUAUAUCGAAACGGAUAAAUUCAGGCUUCCUGUCAGAGUCUAUGCGCCUCCUAAUCAAGACAUUGAGCAUGGCCGCUUCUCCCUGGAACUUGCUGCCCGGACUCUCGAGUUUUAUGAGAAGACGUUCGAUAGCCCAUUCCCGCUUCCCAAAAUGGACAUGGUAGCAAUCCCUGAUUUUGCUGCCGGGGCCAUGGAGAAUUGGGGUCUUAUUACUUACCGCGUAGUUGAUGUCUUGUUCGACGAGAAGACCAGCGGCGCUUCGACCAAAGAAAGAGUGGCCGAGGUGGUUCAACACGAGCUUGCUCAUCAAUGGUUUGGCAACUUGGUAACUAUGGACUUCUGGGAUGGUCUCUGGCUCAACGAAGGAUUCGCAACCUGGAUGUCCUGGUAUUCAUGCAACAUUUUCUACCCCGAGUGGAAAGUGUGGCAAAGCUAUGUCACCGAUACCCUUCAAGGCGCGCUGUCCCUAGAUUCCCUACGCAGCAGUCAUCCCAUCGAGGUCCCAGUAAAGAAAGCGGAGGAAGUGAAUCAAAUCUUUGAUGCGAUAUCUUACUCAAAGGGCUCCUGCGUUCUUCGAAUGAUCUCGAAGUACCUUGGUGAGGAUGCCUUUAUGGAGGGUAUCCGUCAAUAUUUGAAGAAGCAUGCAUACGGAAACACCCAAACGGGAGACCUCUGGGCUGCGCUUAGCCAAGCAAGUGGAAAGAAUGUGGUGGAGACCAUGGACAUCUGGACCAAGCACGUUGGAUAUCCCGUUGUUUCUGUUACGGAGAAUGAGAAGGACAACACUAUUCACGUCAAGCAGAAUCGACUCCUUCGCACUGCGGAUGUGAAGCCAGAAGAGGAUCAAGUACUCUACCCAGUCUUUUUGGGCCUCCGCACCAAGGACGGUGUCAAUGAGGAGCUUGUUCUCUCAAAGCGAGAGGAUAACUUCAAGAUUCCAAGUCUAGACUUCUUCAAGCUCAACGCCGAUCACAGUGGUAUAUACCGUACCUCGUACACACCAAAGCGUCUUGAGAAGCUUGGCCAAGCAGCGAGGGACGGAUUAUUAAGUGUCGAGGACCGUACCGGCAUGAUCGCCGAUGCGGGGGCCCUUGCGGCCUGUGGAUACCAAAAGACUUCUGGAGUUCUCAACCUACUGAAGGGGUUUGACAGCGAGACAGAAUUCGUGGUAUGGAAUGAGAUCAUCUCCAGACUUGGUGCGAUUCAAGGUGCUUGGAUUUUUGAGGAUCAAAAGAUCAGAGAUGGCCUGGAAACAUUCCAACGGGAUCUUGUGAGCGAGAAAGCGCACAAAGCCGGCUGGGUUUUCAAGGACGGUGAUGACCACAUCCAACAACAAUUCAAAGGCAUGCUUUUCGGCAGUGCAGGCAUGGCUGGUGAUGCGACCGUCAGGAAGGCCGCCAAGGAUAUGUUUGCGAAGUUUGCAGCGGGGGAUAAAUCAGCAAUCCAUCCCAACAUCAGAGGGAGCGUUUUCGGAAUGGCAUUGAAGUAUGGUGGCAAGGAAGAGUACGAGGUUAUCCUUGAUACGUAUCGGAAAUCCGUUAAUGUUGAUGAGCGCAACACUGCACUUCGUACUCUUGGCCGAUCCAAGGAUCCCGAACUUAUCAAACGCACACUUGAGCUUCCGUUCAGCGGAGAAGUCAAGGAGCAGGACGUCUACCUCCCACUCAGCGCUCUCAGAACCCAUCCAGAAGGCAUUGGAGCCUUGUAUGAGUGGAUGACUCAAAACUUUGACGAAUUGGCGAGAAGAUUCCCCGCUGGUUUGUCUAUGCUCGGAACACUAGUGUCAAUCUGCACAUCAAGCUUUACCAAGAAGGCGGAUCUCGAGCGGGUCGAAAAGUUCUUCGAUGGUAAAAGCCUGAAGGGCUUUAACCAAAGCCUCGCCCAAUCGUGCGAUGCCAUUAAAGCAAAGGAGGCAUGGCUUUCCCGCGAUAGACAAGAUAUUAAGGAAUGGGUUGAAGCAUAUCAGGCAAAGAGCAUCAAGAGUGAGCUAUAG
Messenger RNA from Venustampulla echinocandica, 2676 nucleotides. RefSeq names its product Metalloproteases (Zincins), catalytic. Gene Ontology annotation, molecular function: metalloaminopeptidase activity; peptide binding; zinc ion binding. The record is from RefSeq and is a predicted model, not a curated record. NCBI's taxonomy places the organism in Eukaryota, Fungi, Ascomycota, Leotiomycetes, Helotiales, Pleuroascaceae. Gene Ontology annotation, cellular component: cytoplasm. Bases 1 to 2676 code for a protein of 891 amino acids. The transcript is spliced from 3 exons. Gene Ontology annotation, biological process: peptide catabolic process; proteolysis.